Messenger RNA from Hyla sarda, 3537 nucleotides. RefSeq names its product NLR family member X1 (gene NLRX1). The transcript has 8 exons. Gene Ontology annotation, biological process: negative regulation of canonical NF-kappaB signal transduction. Gene Ontology annotation, molecular function: protein binding. The coding region runs from base 183 to 3077 and encodes 964 amino acids. Gene Ontology annotation, cellular component: mitochondrion. Lineage: Eukaryota; Metazoa; Chordata; Amphibia; Anura; Hylidae. The record is from RefSeq and is a predicted model, not a curated record.
UUCAUCUGCAGUCUGUCCUCUAAACAGCACAUUACUCCCAGAGCUAAGCUUUCAGGAAGUGCUGAGUGGUAAGGCCGGGCUGACACAGAAGUAGACAAGGACUGAGCGGAGGACUUAGCUGAAGGCCGGCGGGCUGCUCUGGUGUUAUGCGUGGAUUAUACUGACAAACAGUGUGUGAAACCAUGCUUUGCCACUGCAUAGUGUCAUGUCUGGGGGCCUUUAGGCGAAGAAGCUAUCAUCUUCAGGAGAAAUUGUUGCUUUCUUUUUGGACAGUCAAUGAACCCCAUAGGUUUCAGCAAUAUAUGUGUAAUUCUGUUCUUACUAAAGACACCUACAGGUCUGAUCAAACUGUGUUCCUUCUAUUAAAGCCACAUGCGUUAUUUAAGACUUCUUGGAGGAGCCAGAGUGAGAUAGUAACAGAUCCAGUUCAGCUGCAUCGUCAACGCCUGUCAGCUUGGUUUAGUUGUCUGCCUACUGAAGAAAGGCAUUUUGGUCCUUCCUUUGCUAUAGACUCUAUUCACAUUGAUCCUGUUAUCCAUGAGAGUUCCCCUGAAGAUAUUCUGCGCCCACUAUCUGAGCUAACUUUAAAAGCUCAACUGCAGAGUCCAUUAUGUCCUCAGAGUAUGUCUGUUUCUCAGCUGUUCCAACCACGCUUAACUGGAAAACCCAUUCGAAAUGUCGUUCUUUAUGGCACAGUUGGUACUGGAAAGAGCACACUUAUCCGAAAAUUAGUACUAGAUUGGUGCCAUGGACGUAAGAGUGAGUUUCAGUUGAUCAUUCCUCUUUCUUGUGAAGAUCUGUCCCAAGUUACAAGUCCAAUUUCACUUACACGGCUCAUUAACAAAAAGUACCUUCAUUUGCGAGAACUGUUACCUAUGCUUCACAAUUAUUCUGGUGUGCUCUUCAUACUUAACAGCUUAGAGUGGAUGAAUCUAGAUUUCAGAAUGGCCAAUACCGAAUUAUGUAGUGAUCCAAAUGAACCAAUGCCUCCAGCAGCUAUCCUUGUAAACCUUUUGAGAGGAUACUUGCUUCCAGAGGCAAAUGUGUUGGUGACCACUCGUCCAUCUGCUUUAACACGAAUCCCGGGGAAGUAUGUAGGUCGGUAUGCUGAGAUCUGUGGCUUUUCGGACAUGGAACUACAAAAGAUGUACUUCCAAUUACGUUUGGGCCAUAAAGAUGCAGAUCCACGUGAAACUGAGAACUUGGCAGAAAUGUUAAGCCGCAAUCUAGAACACCACAGCCAAUUGUCUGCUGCUUGUUUCCUGCCUUCUUAUUGUUGGCUGACUUGCGCUACAUUACACUUACUAUACUAUACAAAGCCUGAUGACCCUCCCAUGACACUAACUGGCAUUUACACCACCUUUUUACGUUUAAAUUUUGCUGGUGAACUAUUAGAUAUAACACAUCCUUCUAAAAUUUCUUUGAUGCUGUAUGUAGCGCGCACCGUAGGCAAACUGGCAUAUGAAGGCUGUAAUUCUCGACGUACCAAAUUUACUGAAGAUGAUAUCAUAAAGUGCUUUCAUGUGCAAAUGAACAGUGAAGAGGAACUUAACCUUCUUACUGUCUUCCGAUCUGACGCCUUUCGUUUUUUUCUCACUCCCUGUGUUCAUCCAGGUCAGGAGAAACUCUUUGUCUUCACUAUACCUGCUAUGCAGGAAUAUUUAGCUGCAUUAUAUGUAGUGUUGGGAGAAAAUAAGACUGUUUUGCAACGGUUGGGAAAAGAGCUUUCAGAGGUCAUCAGCAAAGCUGGAGAAGAUGUGGUUGCUGUAGUCAAUGUGUUGUCUAAAUUCCUUCCUUUGCGCAUCUUUACACUUUUUAAUCUCUUACGUGUUGUCCCACGUCUUUAUGGGAGAGUGAGUGGACAGAGUCGUGAAAACAUAGCACAAACAAUGACUGCAGAAAUGUUUAGAGAGGAGGAUUCUUAUAAUGAUGAUGUUUUAGACCAAAUAAACUCCAGCAUCCUGGGUGUGGAGGGUCCUUUACAGCUAGCAGAAGAGGACAAUUAUGGCAGACAAGAAGCAUUUGAAUUAUUUCCCAUUUUUAUGGCAGGGCUCCUCUCUCGUCAAAAUCGAGCUUUGCUUGACCAGUUAGGGUGCACUAUUAUGAACAUGGAUGCUCUAAAAAUCACCCGUGCUCUAAAGAAACAUCUACUGCGGUGUAGUCUUCGCAGAUUGCCACCAUCUGAGCUAAUGGACUUUCUCUUCUUCCUGUAUGAGUUUCAGAAUCAAGCUUUCACAGCAGGACUUGUAAAUUCACUUCGAGAUCUGGAUCUUUCUACUGUUCGCAUGACACCACUUAAAUGUAACAUUGUCGCUGCUGUAAUUGGAGAUGCAGGAAAAUUACUGACAGAAGCUAACCUAAGCUCCUGUCACCUAGAUCCUGAUGCCCUUCAUACAUUGUCACCAGUACUCAGAAGAUGCCAGAAUGUGAAUUUACAUAUGAACUCACUAGGUCCUGACUCCUGCAGAGAAGUAAAAAACAUCCUAUUACAUCCAGACUGUGCAAUCAGCAGCUUGAGAUUAUGUAAUAAUCCUUUGGCACCAGAGGGAGCAGGUUUAAUUGUAGAGGGACUUGCUGGUAACACUUCAUUAAAGUACCUGUCUCUCCUACGCACGGAUCUUGGAGAUGAAGGAGCUGAACUCUUGGCAGAUAAUCUUGGAAAAAAUAAGCAUCUCCAAGAAUUAAAUCUGGCUUACAAUGGGAUCCAUGACAAAGCAGCACUCCGACUUGGGGAAGAGGCUUCACAUCACCCAACACUUAGUAGAGUUCAUUUGUAUUUCAAUGAACUUUCAGACAGUGGUCUUCGUGCCCUACAGUCUCUGGGUGAUGUCAGAGUUAUUGUAUCUCUUUCAGAAGGAACAGAUGCAUCACGUCAUUGGUCUUUGAUUUUACGAGAGCUACAGGCUAAUGCUGGUGGCUGGGAUCAUGCACGAAUGAUCUCACACCUUACUUUGCUCUUGCGAGAUCUACAAAGUAGUCGGGCAGUGACUAAUAAUGUGUGGCGUAAAAUGCGUAUCCUACGUGUAGAAACUGAGGUCAAACUUAUGCUGAGCCGUUUUCAGCAAGGAAAAGUAUGAGUUUCUUUGGAACUUAACCAAGCAGAAUUCAAUUAUUUUCCAAUUUGUUUUUCUAAAGGAAAAUUAAUCGCUCUUCAGCUAACUAUUAACUAUAUGUAAAGGUGUGUUUUACUUGUAUGCUGAAUGUAUAGGUUUCCUGUGCACUGUAUUGAUUUGCUGCAUUGUACAAAAAUAAUAAAUGUCUUCUUUAUUAUUGUACUUUCAUCCCUUUUCUCAGUGUUUUGAGGGUUUGCAACAUGUAGACCUUUUGGAUUUUAGCUAUGGUUAUCACAAUUUGUUCCAUUCUAUUUUUUACCACAAUUUGUCACAUGUACAAUUUUUUUAAUUUACUUUUAUUAUAUAAAAUGUUACCAUAUAUAAUGUGUGGCAAUAAGAUAAGCAAGAUAUUAAAAUAAAUGUUAAUCAGGCAUUACAAGCUUAUGUUAGUUGACUACAUAACAGUAGAACAAAAAAUCGGUAA